Molecule: messenger RNA, 1527 nt
Organism: Acanthochromis polyacanthus (spiny chromis)
Lineage: Eukaryota; Metazoa; Chordata; Actinopteri; Pomacentridae
Gene: dpcd
Product: deleted in primary ciliary dyskinesia homolog (mouse)
Exons: 6
Coding region: 57-668 (203 amino acids)
Source: RefSeq, a predicted model, not a curated record
CCACGGUUGCUGUGGUUACAAGUUGAGUCCGGAAGUGGCUGAGCAUUUUUGAAAACAUGGCUGUUCAGAGCUGGACUGAAAUCCUAAAAUCAUCCAAGAAAACGGCAUUGAUACACGAUGGAAAAAGGAAGAUCCACUACCUCUUUACAGAUGGAAAAGAAAUGGCAGAAGAGUAUGACUUAAAGACAGAUGAGCUCAUUGUACGAAAGUGGCGCCAUAAAAGCACGCUUGGAGCUCAAGGCCAGUGGACGGUGGAGGUUGGGGAGCCACUCGCAAGCCCAGUUGCAUCUCCAGAUUCUGAUGUGAUCAAGGAGAACUGCUCCAAUCCUGUGUUCAUGCGCAAAGACACAAAGACCAGCUUUCAGUGGAGAAUCCGCAACCUUCCCUACCCCAAAGAUGUCUUCAGUGUUUCAGUGGACCCAUCUGAAAGACACAUCAUCAUAAAAACCUCAAACAAAAAGUAUUAUAAAAAGUUCAGUAUCCCUGAUCUCGAUCGAAGUCAGCUGCCAUUGGAUGGCUCAGCACUCAGCUUCACUCAUGCCAACAACACUUUAAUUGUCAGCUACAAGAAACCCAAAGAGGUGUUAACACUUGAGCAGGAGCUACUGAAGGAACUAAAGAAACUGAAGGGGACUGCCGAAGGGGACGUCGACUGCAAAACUCAGUGAAUUCUGACUGUGGGAGAGAAGAAAUAAUUCUGCGUUGCAUUUAAAGCACAUGUGAGCUCUCAUUUAUCUUUAUGUUCUAAAUCCCUUUAUUAAGAUUCUCCGUGCCUUGUCACUCUCUUGAUGGUUCGAAUUCUUUUAAGUAAUUUGGGUUCACUUACUGGAGUUGUUAAUAUUGUCUUACUUGAUAAAAAUAUAUUCCUAGUUCAUACAAGACUCGAUUUAUUACGUUUGUUUUUUUUGAAGCAUGAUUGUUUCUCCAAAUUAUUCCUUUCACGGUGAAAUAAUUUUAUAUUGCACCACAACAGGUUAUAUUUUUGCUUCUUUUACCCGAACCUAUUAUGGAGUAAUUUUAAAUGGGGGUCACAUAACUACCACCCUCUUUUCACUGAUGUCCUUGUUAAACACUCUAAACACACAAUGCUUCAUCCCUGUUCAUUCCGAGGUCAGUUACGAGGACAUCCCAUUUGUGUUAAAUGAAUACCCUCAUGUUCCUUGCAUGUAGCGGGCCACCCUGAAAGCCAUUACUGAAACUAGUGUUACCGUUUCCCAUUACAACAGAGGGCUGCUCUGACUCCAGUGAUCGGUCUCCAGCGAUCACACCAUGUAGACACAAGUUAAAAGUACAUGUUGCAGAGUUUUGUUUUAAAUGCACUUCGAUAUGUAAAAGUCGACAUUUUACAUGUUUAACAUUUGGAAUUCUUUGUGCAUAUACUGCAUAGCAUGGGAAAUUUGUCUACUUUUCACUAAGUUUCAUUAAAAAAAACUCUGUCCAGUCAGAAAUACUUAGACAGUGGAUAAAAAAAGAGUAGUGCUGUUCCAAUGAGACAAUGGCAUUUAAAUAUAGAUUGCUUCAACCUUG